AUGAGUGCGCUUUUUGAAGAAACAAACUUCCUUAUUAUAGACUCCCAUUCCAAAGACAAUGAGAUCUCGCUCUCUACAAUCAAGGAGAUCAUUUCAAGGAACGGUGGAGAGUCCGUUCCUCUGACCCCAGAGUCGUCAUUAGAUAACAUGAGCAAGAACAAUAUUUCCCACAUAAUAGCUUGGGAUUACGACUUUAAUGGCCUUUCACGAGCUCAAGAUCUUAUGUUGCCAAUUACUUCACCACAAUGGCUUCAGGAUUCUGAGCUGGCGUCGCAAAGAAAAAACUACAGACUUUACUCUCCUCGCCCACUACCGUUUAUGGACAAAGUCGUGGUUUGCAUUGCUGAUAAUCUACCUGAAGGGGACAAGGAGAUGAUGUAUGCUGGCGUGCGAGCUUUUGGAGGCCAAUAUCUCGACUCCCUAUCCCGAUACACCACACACUUAAUAGCUAACGAUCUUUCAAACAAUAAGAGCGUCCUCGCUGCCAACAUAAAACAACGUGAGAACCUCAAAAUUCAAAUCGUCCUACCUCACUGGCUCGACGAUUGUUUCAGAGAACAGAAAUGUCUCGAUGAAAAGCCUUAUCUUCUUUCGGACCCUGUCACUCUUCGAACGGGUAAACCUAAUUUUGAAAUAAGGGGAACUGUUGCUGAUUCAAUUUUUGAUGACGAAGUGUCUUCCGCCUCUCAACUGAAUGAUGCCUCGGAUGUGCUUCAAGAGUUGUCAGGGGCAAGAAUCAGCGUCACGGGAUAUAGCGGUGAUGCAAGACACUACUUAUCACAGCUAAUCUCCAUCAUGGGUGCUCUGUUUACCAAAACUCUUGAUUCACAGAAUAAUUACUUGGUUGCCGAAAAGCAUAGAGGUGAGAAGUACAUGGCAGUAAGAAGCAGAUGGCCUGAUGUUAAAAUUGUGAACCAUCUAUGGAUCGAACAUUGUUUUGCGAAAUGGAAAUACAUCGAUCCGACGAAAAAUAUUUACCAAAAAGUAAAUGAAGAGACCCCAAAACUUGGCACGGCGAUCAUCGAUGGCUCCCUGCUCGGACUUUCCUCGAGCAAGGAGCUAUCGCUCAAUAUUGAUGAUAGCACCACUGAUGUUCUCGAUGCAAGAUCUGAGACAGGUGAGAAGCAAGAUAACAUAGCACUUUUGUCAGAUGAACAAAAUGCACCCUCUGAAGGAGGCGAGCAUUCAAUGAUACCCUCUGAAGGCGUUGAAGUCACAGGUGCUCAGUACUCAACUGCUGAAUCUGUUUCCCAAAGAGGUGAACAGCCAAAUAAAUCUUUUGGGUCUCGUUCCAGUCGAUCAGCAAAGCAAAAAGCAACCUCAAAGUUACACAGCGAUAUGGAGGAUCUCAACAACUAUACUUCAAUAUUGAAGUCAACGAGAAAAAUGAACAGCUAUAUGAAAGACUUGGAGUCAAGUAUGGAGGCUAAAAAGAAAAGGUCAGCGAGCUCCCCUGAUAAUAACUCGGAGAUUGAACAAAAUGAUAUUGGUCAAGAUAGUUCCCGAAGUGGGACGCCGUUGGCGAAAAAGAGGAAGAAAUCGGAAGCGCUUGAGCAAAUCGCGAUUAUGACUGGGUGUGAAGCUGAGCUUACGUUGAAUCGGGCAGACGUUGUGAAGCUCGUGAGAAUAGGCUUGAAAAUUGUCAACGACUACGAGAGCCAAAGAAAGGUUGACCUAUUGGUCGCCCCAAAAGUUUUAAGAACGGAAAAAUUUCUUAAAAGUCUAUCACAGUGUAACAAGAUCGUUCAUCCACAUUAUCUUUCAGAUUUAUUGAGUUCAAUUCAAAUGAACCCUGAUAAAUCACCAGAGGAGAUUCUAGCCUUGCAUCUGAUCGAGAAGUAUUAUUUGGACGCCGUCGUACCUGUGAAACAGAUUAAUGAAGACUUGGGUGUAAGCGCAAAAGAGAGUGGUCUCACGCGUUUACUCAACUCUUCAAACAAGGGCUCUGUCUUUCAAGGUUUGAAGUUGAAUCUAUCUGCCAAUUUGAAUGGUGGUCCAGAUUUGAUAGCGAGCAUCUUAAAGGAACAUGGAGUUCAGCAGACUAAGAAAGUAAAGGUCUCCAUGAAUGUCAAGAAAAGCAGUUUGCUAGCAAACGCCAAUGGCAAAGUCAUUUUGAUUGCACAUAAAGAAAAGGAUAAGAGAUCUUCAAGGACGCUCAACGCUGAGGGAGUCAUCAUCGUUGAGUGGGAUUGGUGUGUCAAGUCUAUUUUCAAACUGAAAUUGGAUGAAUACCCUGACUACGCAUUAUCCUUCGAUUGA
Messenger RNA from Candidozyma duobushaemuli, 2259 nucleotides. RefSeq names its product Esc4p (gene ESC4). Gene Ontology annotation, biological process: double-strand break repair; DNA double-strand break attachment to nuclear envelope. The transcript is spliced from 2 exons. NCBI's taxonomy places the organism in Eukaryota, Fungi, Ascomycota, Pichiomycetes, Serinales, Metschnikowiaceae. The coding region runs from base 1 to 2259 and encodes 752 amino acids. The record is from RefSeq and is a predicted model, not a curated record. Gene Ontology annotation, cellular component: nucleus; Cul8-RING ubiquitin ligase complex.